AUGGAGCACUACCUGCGCUCCGUCCACUCCAGCCCCACCCUGUCCAUGAUCUCCGCCGCCCGCGGACUCAGCCCCGCCGACGUGACCCAUGAGCACCUGAAGGAGCGGGGUCUGUUCGGGCUGCCCCCUCCCCCCCCGGGCGCCAGCGCGGCCGAGUACUACCACCUGAUGGCGGCCAGCCACCGCAGCCCCUACGGAGAGCUGCUCAUGCAGACCGGGGCCGCCGCCGCCGCCGCCGCCGCUGCUGCCGCAGUGCACCUGCCCGAGUACAUGAGCCCCGUGGACAUGUCCCGUUUCCCCAGCCCUCGCCUGACCCCGCGGCUGAGCCGCAAGCGGGCGCUGUCCAUCUCGCCCAUCUCGGACGCCAGCAUCGACCUGCAGACCAUGAUCCGCACCUCGCCCAACUCCCUGGUGGCGUACAUCAACAACUCCCGCUCCAGCUCGGCCGCCAGCAGCUCCUACGGGCACCUCUCCGUCGGGGGCAUCAGCCCCUCGUUCACGUUCCCGCACCCCAUCACCCCGGUGGCGUACCAGCAGCUGCUGUCGCAUCAGAGGGGCCUGAGCGCGUUCGGCCACACGCCGCCGCUGCUGCACCCCUCCGCCUCCAUCGCCGCCCGGCAGGCGCCCAUGGGGGUCAGCGCCGCCCCGCACCACGCCACCAACACCUCCUCUUCCUCCUCCUCCUCCUCCUCCUCCGGCCCGGGGGAGUCCGUCCAGAAUGCUGCUGGUGAGUCUGCCGUCAGUAGCACGGUCAAUCCCAUGGUAACCAAGAGGACCAAGGUCAAAUCGGAAAUGGACGGACCUCGGCCCAUCUCCCCCUGCUCUCAGGACCACAUUGACCUGCGCGAGGAGCUGGACAAGGACGAGUGUAAGCAGGAGCCCGAGGCCGUGUACGAGACCAACUGCCACUGGGACGGCUGCAGCAAGGAGUACGACACGCAGGACCAGCUCGUGCACCACAUCAACAACGAGCACAUCCACGGGGAGAAGAAGGAGUUUGUGUGUCGCUGGGACGAGUGCUCUCGGGAGCAGAAGCCCUUCAAGGCCCAGUACAUGCUGGUGGUGCACAUGAGACGCCACACCGGGGAGAAGCCACACAAGUGCACGUUUGAGGGCUGUGCCAAGGCCUACUCCCGCCUGGAGAACCUGAAGACCCACCUGCGCUCCCACACCGGCGAGAAGCCGUACGUGUGUGAGCACGAGGGCUGCAACAAGGCCUUCUCCAACGCCUCGGACCGCGCCAAGCACCAGAACCGCACGCACUCUAACGAGAAACCGUACGUGUGUAAGAUCCCGGGAUGCACCAAGCGCUACACUGAUCCCAGCUCCCUGAGGAAGCACGUCAAGACCGUCCACGGGCCCGAGGCACACGUCACCAAGAAGCAGAGGGGAGACGUCCCCCCCAAGGGCCAGGGGCCCAAGGGCAACGGGGAGAACGAGGGGGGCCAUCGGGGCGGACGCGGCGGGCCAGACGGGGUGAUAGAAGCCAACAGCACCACCAAAGGAAUGGAGGACUGCCUGCAGGUCAAGUCCAUCAAGACGGAGAACAAUGUGAUGUAUCAGUCCAGUCCUGGCGGGCACUCGUCCUGCAGUAGCGAGCCGUCGCCGCUGGGCAGCAGUGCCACCAACCACGACAGUGGAGUAGAGACGGCCCUGCACAGCAGCGGCGGCAGCCUGGGCGACCUGAGCGCCCUGGACGAGGCCGCGCCCAUGGCCGCCGACUCCACCGGCUCCCCGGGGGGCGCCGUGACGACGGGCGGCGGCGGCGUGGGCGUGGGCCUGCAGCUGCGGCGGAGUCGAGGGGGGCUGUUAAGGCUGGACCAGCUGAAGCAGGAGAAGCUGAAGGGGGUCAGGGACUCGUGCUCAUGGGGGAAACCGCCGGCCGGGCCGCAGACGCAGGGACGCAUCGCCAAACUACCUCCCAUACCGGCCGUCGGCUCCCUUCUUGAGGGUUCCAACAUGGGCUACCCCGGCUCCCUGCCCAGCCCUCGCAUCGGUGGCGGCGGCGGCGGCAGCGGCGAUCUGAUCACGUGCGAGGUGACGCUGCUGAACCAGCUGAACAGCGAGCGGCGGGACAGCACGUCCAGCACCAUGAGCUCGGCCUACACGCUGAGCCGCCGCUCGUCGGGCAUCUCGCCCUGCUACUCCAGCCGGCGCUCCAGCGAGGCCUCGCAGUUCGGCAGCAGCGGCAUGGGCAGCGGCAUGGGCAUGGGCAGCGGCAUGGGCGGGCACCGGCACCACAACAACAUCAGCGCCGCCUCCUACGACUCGUACGACCCCAUCUCCACCGACCUGUCCCGCCGCUCCAGCGAGGCCAGCAACUGCGGAGGAGGAGGAGGAGGAGGUCACGGAGGAGGAGGAGGAGGAGGAGGAGGAGGAGGUGGAGGAGGAGGGAUGGGGCUCACGCCGGCGCAGCACUACCGGCUGAAGGCCAAGUACGCGGCGGCCACCGGGGGCGCCCCUCCGACACCGCUGCCCAACAUGGAGCGCAUGAGCCUGCGCACGCGCAUGGCGCUCUACGGCGACUCCCAGGACAGGGAGGGCAUGAGCGGGUACCCGUUCCACGGCUCUGGCAUGUCGUUGGGCGCUUCCCGGCGGUGCAGCGACACCGGGUACGGCGCUCCCGGCAUGAUGCCCCACGAGGUGCCCGGCAGCAUCCCGCGCCGCGCCAGCGACCCCGUCCGGCGGCCCGCCCAGGACCCGCUCUCGCUGCCGCGCGUGCAGCGCUACAACAGCGUGAGCGCCGUGAACGUCUCGUCGCGGCUGACCGCCGCCGACCGGCGCGGAGGAUUCGGCGGCGGCGGCGGCGGAUUCGGGGGCGGCCUGUCCAGAAGCGGCGGCAACACCUGGUCCGACGGCAGCCUGCACCGCCACCCCUUCGUCCAGCGGCCGCCCAGCAUCUCGGAGAACGCCGUCAUGGAGACCAUGGCGCUGGACCAGGCCGACGACGACAUCGUGCUCCCGGACGACGUGGUCCAGUACCUCAGAACGACGCAGAACGGCGGCUCCACUCAGGACGCGCUGACCGGCAGCUACCCCGGCGGCGGCGUGGGCCAAUCACAGGACUUCCAGAGAACCAUGACGCUCCAGCAGCAACACCAGCCACCACAACAACAACAACAACAACAACAACAACAGCAGCAGUUCUACGGGCAGAGGCGCAUGGCUAUGAUCGACGCUGGCAUGACUCCUCCGGCUCACGGUCCGGCGAUGGUCUCCUCUCAGUUCAGCCCACGGCCCCAGCAGCAGCCGCAGCCGUUCACCGCCGCCUCGCCCGGCGUCAACAAGAGCAGCAUGCCCGUGCAGUGGAACGAGGUCAGCUCGGGGACCGUGGACUCCAUGGAGAGGGUUCCUAAGCAACAGCAACAACAACAACAACAACAACAACAACAACAACAGCAGCAGCUGCAGAUCCUCCGCAGCAACCUGGCCGUGGUCCAGCAGAAGCAGGCGUUCGGCGGCUACCCCCACCCCCACCCCCACCCCCAAGGCUCCAACCAGCAGAUCGUCCACAUGAGCCAGAACCUGGCCGCCAUGCAGCAGCAGCAGCAGGCCAUGCAGAGGGGCAUCCAGCGGAUGAGCGCCCUCCAUCAGCAGCAGCAGCAGCAGCACAGGGUGCCCUCCUCGUCCACCAACCCGUUGGCACUGCAGCCCGAUGCCAACCAACACGGGCUGUUCGCCAACGCCGGCCUUGCGAACGGCAGAGCGGCGCCAAUGUCGACGACGACGGCGACGGCGACGCAGCAGCAACAUCCAGAUGUUCCACUGCAGCAGCAGCAAUACCGGGCGAACUCGUCGUACGUGAGCGGCGCCGGGCAGCAGAGUUUCGCGGUGCCGUCGUCUCAGAUGGCUGCUCAGAACGGAAACCGGGCUGUGAUGCACCCGCGGCCUCCCGCGGAACCCAGGCCCUCGGCCAGACAGCAGCAGCAGCAGAACGCGGGCCUGAUCUCCGGGCAGCCCAGCGGGUUCCUUCAGGCCAACUACGGAACCUCAGAAGCCAGCCCCAAGAGAACCGACAACAGAGGCCACCAGGAGAGCGGCGGCAACAACGGCAUCAGCAUCAACGGCACGUUCUACUCGGGCGAGAUCCACGUGCUCGACUCCAGCGUGGACGGCUUCGACGUGCCCAUGUCGCCUUGCGCCAACCAGGACCCCGGCGCCAACGCGGCCACCAUGGCCUCCCCGGGGGUCAACCAGGUCACCAGCACCGUGGACUCGCAGCCUCCCGCGCCGGCGUCGGCGGCGACGACGACGACGGCGUCCGAGCACGCCCAGAUCGACUUCGACGCCAUGCUGGACGACGGCGACCACUCCAGCCUCAUGUCGGGCACGCUCAGUCCGGGCCUCCUCCAGAGCCUGUCCCAGAAUUCGUCGCGGCUCAACACGCCGCGCAACUCGGUCACGCUGGCCUCCGUGCCCUCGGGCAUCGGGAACAUGGCCAUCGGAGACAUGAGCUCCAUGCUGACGGCCCUCGCAGAGGAGAGCAAGUUCCUCAACUUGAUGGCUUAA
Messenger RNA from Sardina pilchardus (European sardine), 4509 nucleotides. Its product is annotated as zinc finger protein GLI4-like. Gene Ontology annotation, biological process: smoothened signaling pathway; regulation of transcription by RNA polymerase II. The record is from RefSeq and is a predicted model, not a curated record. Gene Ontology annotation, molecular function: RNA polymerase II cis-regulatory region sequence-specific DNA binding; DNA-binding transcription factor activity, RNA polymerase II-specific. Gene Ontology annotation, cellular component: nucleus. Bases 1 to 4509 code for a protein of 1502 amino acids. The transcript is spliced from 12 exons. Lineage: Eukaryota; Metazoa; Chordata; Actinopteri; Clupeiformes; Clupeidae.